Lactuca saligna is the source of this 1017-nucleotide messenger RNA. Lineage: Eukaryota; Viridiplantae; Streptophyta; Magnoliopsida; Asterales; Asteraceae. The record is from the annotation of a GenBank genome assembly.
AUGGGAUUAACAUACCUGAUGUUGAAUCAAUCAAAAAAAGAUGUUGAAUAUUUGGAGAACACCCUCAGCACUUAUUUACUACACCUGUUAAUGCUUUUUAAAGUAAUAUUACAUUUUUGGUCCCUGAGUGUAGCUGAUUUCUUCAGUUUUGGUCCUUCUUUGAGGCCCAGAAAUGUCACACGUCAAAAAUUCAUAAAGCAGCUGAACAACAUGGAUUCAUAUUCAGGAUCAUGUCCAUUUUUAUACAGGAUAUGGUAUGCUUUUCUUGGAAGGGUUGAUGUGUCAAUGAAGCAUAAUAUAUGUUGGAAAGUGUGGCUUGUAGAAGAAGUUGAUGAAUGCACUCUGAUAGAAAUUACUGAGGAGAUGAUGUUUUGUUGCUACAAUAUGAUAUACAACUGGGACAAUAUGUUGAAUCUUUUCAUUCCACUUAUUCUUUUUCCUACAUGGAACACUUGAAAUUGUUGGAUGACAUGGCGGAACCGAGUUCAACCUACUGUGUUCUUCAUGUUAUGAAUGCAUAAAGAAAGACGGUUUAAUGCUGCAUUGCUUAAAUAAAGAGAAUUGGGACAUCAGGGAAGGAAAAUGUUAAAAGGAGGGGCUGAAAUGUUAAAAGCAAGUGGUCAAUAUAAAGAGAGGAUGGUGUUUACUUUUGUGUUUCUAGUGAGGUAAGGGUUGAUAUGGCAAUGAAGCCUAAUAUAUAUUGGAAAGUGUGGCUUGUAAAAAAAGUUGAUGAAUGCAUACUCUGAGGAAAGCUCCUGACUGAGGAGAUAAAACACUAUCUGUUUUUAAAGGAACAACAUGGAGUCAUAUUAAGGAUCAUGUCCAUUUUUAUACAGGAUAUAAUACACCAAAUUGCUUGAAAUUACGUAAUUACCCUCUUCAGACCCAGGUAGGGGUUGAUGUGGCAAUGAAGCAUAUGUUGGAAAGUGUGACUUGUAAAAGAAGUUGAUGAAUGCAUACUCUGAGGAAAACACCUGACUGAGGAGGUAAUUUUUUUCAUUGUUUAAUAUAAUUAUA